Messenger RNA from Apiotrichum porosum, 1503 nucleotides. RefSeq lists its product as uncharacterized. Gene Ontology annotation, molecular function: transmembrane transporter activity. The coding region runs from base 1 to 1503 and encodes 500 amino acids. Gene Ontology annotation, cellular component: membrane. NCBI's taxonomy places the organism in Eukaryota, Fungi, Basidiomycota, Tremellomycetes, Trichosporonales, Trichosporonaceae. The transcript has 8 exons. The record is from RefSeq and is a predicted model, not a curated record. Gene Ontology annotation, biological process: transmembrane transport.
AUGUCCAAGCUCGUAUCGGCGCUCAAACGCACAAAGGGCGGCGCGGUCCUCGUGGACGUGUUCGACUGGUAUCCAUCACACUACCCGGCACAGGAGCGCCGCCUGCUACGAAAACUCGACUGCACCAUCCUCAUCUUUGCGUGUUUGUCGUUUUUCUGCAAGUUUCUCGACCAGUCGAAUGUCACCAACGCAUAUGUUUCUGGCAUGGAGGAGGAUAUUGGGGCGUACGGGAAUGCCCUCAACUACUUUAAUGUGGCAUUCUACACGGGUUACGUGGUGGGACAGAUCCCACUUAUGGCGCUGCAGACGCGGCCGCGCAUCGCGCCGUACUUGCUGCCCACGCUCGAAGUCGUGUGGGCGAUAUUGACUUUUGGCGAGUCACGCAUCCAGAAACCGGCGCACCUGUACGCCAUCCGCGCGCUGAUCGGCUUCUUUGAAGCGCCAAGCUUUGGCGGCACGCACUUUAUUCUCGGAUCGUGGUACCGGCCCGAGGAGCUGUUCAAGCGCGCGGGCGUGUGGUUUAUGGGCAACGCGGUUGGCCAAAUGUUCUCAGGAUACCUCCAGGCCGCGGCCUACAAAAACCUCAACGGUGUGCACGGGCUCGCCGGCUGGCGCUGGCUGUUCAUUAUCGACGGUGUCAUCACGCUCCCGAUCGCACUGAUCGGCUUUGCGCUGUUUCCCGGGAUUCCCAAUAGCCCGAAACGAUGGUUCCUCAGUGACGAAGAGUAUGAGCUUGCCCGCACCCGCAUGCCCAAGGACCAAGGUUACGACGACGGUAUCACCUGGGCGACCAUCAGGCGCACGCUCACGCGGCCCAUAUGGUGGAUCUGCGUCUCGGGCUAUGUAUGCAUGAUCCAGGGAUCGUACUGGCAGGGCUACAUGACCUUGUGGCUAAAGUCGAUCGGCUACGACGUGGUGCAUACCAACAUCCUUCCAACAAUGGUGCAACUCGUGCAGGCGUUGUCCUCGUGGCUUGGCACGACGUUUGCCGCCACCAUCGGCAUCCCCAUCCUCUGGGCGUGGGGAAACUUCUGGGGCGUCCUGGCCGCUGUCGUCCUCACUGUCUGGAACGUCCCCAACGGCCUCAAGUUUUUCGUCUGGUACGCGGCCGGCAUGACCGCCAUGAACAGCCCCAUCCUGUACUCGUGGAUCAACUCGUCGUUGCGCGACUCGCCAGCCGAGCGGGGCCUGAUCAUUAGCAGCAUGAUGACACUCGGAUAUUCGACGUACAUCUGGAUCCCUCUCUUCACGUUUCCAACGGUGGAGGCCCCGCGCUUCCCGAAGGGCUAUCCGGCAACGAUCGCGUUCAGUGUUGGCCUGUACACUAUUGUCCAGUUUGAAAAGGAUGCGGCGCUGGACGACGACGACGGAUCGGCGAGCAACAAGUCCGUGUCCGACGUGUUGUAUGGCAAGGAGACGGACGUUGAGGCCGCAGUCGCGGUCGCGGUCGUGCCCGUUUCCGCUACGGCCCGCCCCUCACACAGCGCCGUGACCGUACUGUGA